UAUAGUUGAAUAUAAUUCUAUUUCUUACUUUCUGCCAAGAGAUAUCUGCACUAGGAGAGGGAUUAGACAGCUCCAUACAUGGCAUCCAGGAACUCGUAGUAGGAGACUACGCCAUCCUGGUCGUUAUCUAGGGACUGGAUAACUGCUCUGAUGAAGUUAGGCUCAUAAGUGGUUUGCAGCUGUUGGGAAAGGAAAUAUUCAAUAUCUUCUCCGGUGAACUUAUCACUCUUUUCAAUUCCACAUUCUUCAAACAUGUAGUCGAUACCAUCAGGGUGGGCCUCACACAUAUCAUUUUGGAUGAUCCUUCUUUGCUUGGUUGUGUUUAUAAGGGCUUUCCAGAGCUCUUUGUAAAGGUUUUGCCAUGAAGAAUCAUCUUCGUCUUGGUCCUUACUGAAGUUUCGUCUAUAGGUUGGAUAGCUGGGAUCUCCCCUUUCAGGCUCGAAGAAGGCCAUAUCUGAGAGGACAAGUUCACCCUGCUUGCUAUAAGCAAGUCUGGCGAUAAGAUCCUCUACUACUUGUUUCUCAACUAAAUAGAUUUUCAGAUUUGUGAGUAAUGCGUUAUGGAGUCUUCCUGCAUCAACAGAGCCUUUAUCAGGGUUCAGUAAGCUAAAACCAAACCCAGCAUUGUAGUUUGGCUGCAUUCAUAGUGUAUUUUUGAUGCUAUUUUCAAACUGCUGGAGCUCUCCAUACUUAACUAAUCUAAGUGCUAUUUGCUUCAUACUUCUAGUUCUAGCGUUGUCUCGUGAGCCUCUCUGAACGGUCUUCAAGCUGUCAUAACUCGGCGGCAUGUGAACUGUCAUUGACCCUUGGCGAGGAUGUUUUAUGGUCGAACUGAUUCUCUUCGGGUUCUUAAUCUCUGUCAUUCUAUAAUUAUGCUCAAGGUUGGCCAAACUCAGUCCAUUGUUCGGCGAAAAGAAAGAGUGUGUACCCCUGCUAGUUUUGUCCUUUGUUGCUGAAAACCCAGAGUUUCUGAGUAAACUCUUCUUUCCUUCUGUGGGGAUGCUAUCAACAAAUUCCAACUCCUCAAAGUCACAUGUGUCGUCUACUACUGAGUUAUUAGCACCAAAGGAGGGACUAUGCACAGAUGAUGACUUUCUUGAUGACUUCCUUGAUGACUUCGUUGAUCUUUUCAGUGGCUUUCUCUGAGUGGAGUAUAGUGAAUAAUUUGGUCUGAAAUCUUCAUCUACAAGCUCCUUGAAGGAUACAGAUUUUCGAUUUGCACUUGAUGCCCUUCCUGAUUUCUUGAGACUUGAUCUACUGUGAGACCCUCUUGACCGAUUUGAAGACCUUCUGGGAGGAGUAGCUUCCUCUCCAAAUGAAGUUUCGUUUAGGUUUGCAAAGCUUUGAGACCUUCUUUUCAGUGAUGCUCUUUUGUGUGACCUACCUAGGUUCCAGCUUUUCCUCGUAUGUUCCUUGCUUGCUGAUUUCUUAAGAGGUGAAGUUCUUGAUACAGAUUCUUCAUAGGCAGACUCUCUGCUGGUAUCUCGUCUGCUUCUUUUGAGUGAACUUCUCCUGUGAGAGAGGGGUCGGCUAGUUUCCCAGAAGACCUCCUCAUCUUGUUGGCAAAGGUCACAAUCGCAAUUCUCCACAUUGUGCUUGAACUUAUGCCUGUUGAAGGUCUUCCUCUCUACUGUUGGGUUGGGUUCAACAGAUUGGUCUUCAUCGAAAAUUUUUCGAGAGACUGUCAUUCUGGAACCAUCAAAACUAUCAUUCAUUUCGAAAGUUUCGUUUUUGAAUCUUUUAGAGGAACGGCUUAGAUUUCUACUGGCAGACCGAUGCUUCUCGAUGGUCUCUCUGUACUCCUUUCCGCAGUCCCAUUCUUUGUGAAUGACUUGGUCGCCGAUUUUGAAGACGUUGGAGAUGUUGAGUUCUCCUUCCUUCUCAUCGAAAUUUACGAUGGUGUCUAUAUAUCCUCCGGCCCCUUCGCAUCCAAGCUUGUUGGCAAUAUUUUGUUGGGUCUCAUCCUCGAGCGGAUCAUCUGAGCCUUCGUACAACUCUACGGUUUGGGGAGGGGUCACUGACUCUUGACCCAUAAUUCUAGACUCAUUGCUUAUAAUUCUUUGCUCAUUUUCACUAAUCAUUUCUUCGGUAGCCAUCAUUCUUGUCUGUUGGGCGAUCAUUUCUGCUUCUCUGGCUAUACGAGCGUCAAACUCUGCGUCAAUCUCUUGCUGAGUGGCAUAUCCGGCUUGGACGGCAUUUCAAGUACCAUAGAUCGAUUCAUAAGCAGCUCUGCCUUUUCUUUGGUCAUGAUGAUUCUCUUCUGAUUUAAUGAAGCUCUUGGAGCGCCUAGCAUUGGUGCAUCGGCAUCCUUCAUUGUCUCACUUGCCUUGUGUGAGGUACUUGGAGUACAAUCUCUCCACUAGCCUCGGUCUGGUGUUGUGAUAGCAGGAGUAGGAGUUUGAGUAUGCUGACUCAAACACAGGCGAUCUCCUGCGUAAUGGCCUCACUAUUUCUGAAGUUGGAAGUUGUGCUCUUGAGGUGUAAUCUGGAGAACCGGGUCUUCACCUAUUCAUUUUAUUUUGCUGUUU
This is a messenger RNA of Moneuplotes crassus, 2528 nucleotides long. The record is from the annotation of a GenBank genome assembly. Lineage: Eukaryota; Ciliophora; Spirotrichea; Euplotida; Euplotidae.